This is a messenger RNA of Phyllopteryx taeniolatus (common seadragon), 1660 nucleotides long. It is a transcript of the gene rbm22, whose product is annotated as RNA binding motif protein 22. The transcript has 11 exons. The record is from RefSeq and is a predicted model, not a curated record. Gene Ontology annotation, cellular component: U2-type catalytic step 2 spliceosome; Prp19 complex; U2-type catalytic step 1 spliceosome. Bases 76 to 1353 code for a protein of 425 amino acids. Lineage: Eukaryota; Metazoa; Chordata; Actinopteri; Syngnathiformes; Syngnathidae. Gene Ontology annotation, molecular function: metal ion binding; pre-mRNA binding; U6 snRNA binding.
CUGCGGCAAAAUGAGGCACUGUCGCAGUUGCAUGGCAGAUUCCAAGACUCGCAAUCUGACAUCACAUUUCGCAAAAUGGCGACGUCCCUCGGCUCCAACACCUACAAUAGACAGAACUGGGAAGACGCGGAUUUCCCAAUUCUCUGUCAGACAUGUUUAGGAGAAAACCCUUACAUUCGUAUGACCAAAGAAAAGUAUGGAAAAGAAUGCAAGAUCUGUGCUCGACCCUUUACUGUAUUCCGCUGGUGUCCAGGGACACGUAUGCGUUUCAAGAAGACUGAAGUCUGUCAGACUUGCAGUAAAAUGAAAAAUGUUUGUCAGACAUGUCUGUUGGACCUGGAAUAUGGUUUGCCCAUCCAGGUUCGAGACACUGGCCUUGCCAUUAAGGAUGACAUUCCUCGUUCGGAUGUGAACAAAGAAUACUUCACACAGAAUAUGGAGAGAGAGUUAGCCAAUUCGGAUGGCACACGGCCAGGCGGUCAGGUCGGGAAGGCGACCAGCUCUAGUGACAUGUUGCUGAAACUGGCCCGUACAACACCAUACUAUAAGAGGAACCGUCCCCACAUCUGCUCCUUCUGGGUUAAGGGAGAGUGCAGGAGAGGGGAAGAGUGUCCCUACAGACAUGAGAAGCCCACAGAUCCCGAUGACCCGCUCGCUGACCAGAACAUCAAGGAUCGUUACUAUGGCAUUAAUGAUCCAGUUGCUGACAAGCUGCUGAAGCGGGCCUCGACCAUGCCCAGGCUGGACCCGCCUGACGACAAAUCCAUCACCACCCUCUACAUUGGAGGUCUUGGCGAAACAGUCACAGAUGGAGAUCUCAAGGGUUACUUCUACCAGUUUGGUGAGAUUCGUACCAUCACAAUAGUACAAAGGCAGCAGUGCGCCUUCAUCCAGUUUGCCACGCGGCAGGCUGCUGAAAUGGCUGCAGAGAAGUCCUUCAAUAAGCUUAUUGUCAAUGGUCAGAGGCUCACUGUCAAGUGGGGAAGGUCUCAGGCAGCAAGAGGAAAGGAAGGCGAAGGAGUUGCUGAGAUGGGUACCAGACUUGAUCCUGUGCCAGGACUACCAGGAGCACUACCUCCACCACCACCUCUUGAUGAAGAAGCUCCAGCAAAUUAUUUCAACCUGGACCCGAGCACCUCUCCAGUUGUCAUGAACCUUACUCUGCCGCCACCCCCUGGUCUCAACCCCCCUCCUCCAGGUUUUGGCCCCCCAAUGUUUCACCCCAUGGGCCCUAUGGUUCCACCUAUGCCCCCACCCAUGACCAUGAGACCUCCAGGUCAGAUCCACUACCCUUCCCAGGAUCCCCAGCGGAUGGGUGCCCACGCUGCACACGGCGCACGCCACGGCGAUUAGCUUCUAGGCUGAAACUUGACUGUGAUUGUUUUUUUUCCCCCAUUGUGUCACACCUGGCACCAUGCUCCCUAUGGGCCUGGAACCUGCUGUGGAGUGGAUGGAAUUACAAAAUCCAACAUGCAGGAUAUGAUGUUUAUUUCACACCAGCAGUUCAGCACACAAACUGAAUCAGUGCGGUCUGUCAAGAUUUGUCAUUAUGCCUCUUUUUUUUUUAAACUAUGUUUAUAUUCCACUGUGUAAUGACUUAGUUUAUUGAGAGGCUUUUUUUCUCGUUUCUUUCACAAAUUAAAAUGACUCAUUAGUCUUU